This is a messenger RNA of Chara braunii, 3006 nucleotides long. Lineage: Eukaryota; Viridiplantae; Streptophyta; Charophyceae; Charales; Characeae. The record is from the annotation of a GenBank genome assembly.
AGCUGCAGAUGUGUCGGGCUUAUGUCGGGCAUGCGCCUUGUUGCUGGCUGGAAAAUGCAACGAGGGACGCGGUUGUGAGGACAUGUACAGGGUCUUUCCGUCACCCUGUCGUAAGAUAACCACUGGCAACGGCUCAGUACCGGGUCAAAGGGCGUGCAGACAAGGAGAGAGAAUGCCUACGUUGGAUUCGCGAUCCAGCUGGAUUGAUGUUUGCGACCGUGCCUGGUACAGGUCCGCCAGAGUUCAAUUCCGCGAUCUGCAGCAUUUCCAGUGGUGGUUACCGCGUAGCAGUCAGUCUAUCCUUGGCACCGAGCCUUGCCCUUGGCCAUCCAGUGCAGAAAUAACAGCUGGAGGAGGAGGAGGAGGAGGAGCAGGAGGAAAGAGACGAGGGGGAUCACACAAACUCUGCCAAAUAGUCAGGUUCCCGGCUAUGGAUGCGGCAGUCAGGGGUGUACUCCAGGACCAGCUGUGCAGCAGGAGUGUCCUCUUUGAAAGGGGAGAGAAGAAGAUGAUUAGGGUAACGGUCCUCACCGCGAGGGUGGCGAUGGAUGGCUCAGCCAUCGGGGAAUGGCCCCGAGCGUUCCAUUCAAUUCCUUCAUGUAGGGGCGAGGGGGGUUAUCGAGGAUGGCGCAGGGUUUUGAAGGGCGUCCUUGCAAGCAGGGAAUCGUCUGUUGUGACUGCCAGAUCUUUGCGUGUAGAAGCGGAGGGAGGUGGCCAGUCGAUGGCUGUUCCUCCUCAACAAGAUGGAAGGCAUGGGGAAAAGGAGGCUACUGAGUCAGGCGCUGAAGCAAAGCGCAGGGGCUCCAGGGCAAGGGCCCCCUUAAGUCUUGAGCUGACAAUGGAGCAAGCUGCCAAGGAAGCCUUGGAUGAGCAUGCUAUUUUGAAAGGCAAAAAAAGGCUGGGCAAAAGGAGAGAGAAAAUGCUGGCACGAAGGGAGGAGAUGAUGCAAAAGGCUAGGGAAACUGAUCUCCUUGCAGAAUCGGACGGGGUUCUUGGGUUGGAGAACCCUUUCUCCCUUUCCUUAGCGAGGCCUUUCUCAACCUCGGCGAUUAGCCAACAGCAAUCAAGAUCAUCGUUAUCAAGAGUUGAUGGCAAGAACGGCAGCGGUGGCAGCAGUGCGCUUCUAGAACAACCCGAGCCGGUGCCGCGUCAUCUUCCGAUAAUGGUGAAGAAGCCAAUUAUGCCGAGCCGAUGGGACAGUCCAGGAGGGUGCGUGAUUCUUAUGGACAAACCAAAGGACUGGACUUCCUUUGCCGUUUGCGCAAGGGUUCGGAGCCUUGUGAAAGUGAAGAAGGUUGGCCAUGCAGGAACACUUGAUCCCAUGGCAACUGGCUUGCUGAUUUUGUGUGUCGGCAAGGCGACCAAACUCGUGGACAAUUAUCAGGCAUUGCAAAAGACCUAUACUGGCACAAUAAGGCUGGGAGAAGCGACGUCGUCGUAUGACGCAGAGACGGAUGUCGUCCAACAACUGCCAUGGGAGCAUAUAUCUGAUGAGGACAUUCAGGAUGCGGCGAAAAACUUCAUCGGGAACAUCAUGCAAGUUCCGCCAAUUUUUUCUGCGAUUAAAGUGAAAGGCGAGCGGCUCUACGAGAAAGGAAGGCGUGGAGAGACCAUAGAUAUACCCCCUCGGCCAUUGGUAGUCUACGAUUUCCAGCUCAAGAGAAGUAAGUCUAACAGGCAGCAUAUCGACUUCAAGGUCGAGUGUUCCAAAGGGACAUAUGUGCGAUCUUUGGCAAAUGAUCUGGGGCGGGCUCUGGGAAGCUGUGGGCAUCUUGUUGCACUUCGACGGGAGAAAAUCGGCGACUUUUCCGUCAGAUCGGCCUGGACAGUCGAUGAAUUCACCGAUAUGCAGAAGCAAAACUUGAACUAGGGUAGUGUACUAGCACGACAUGGAAGUUUUGGUUCUGCAAUUCACUCUCAACAAGUUGGCAGUAGCCUUUGACAGUGAGCUAUUAUUGUAAAGUCGUGAGCACGAGUUAAGUUGGAGGGACGAAGUGCUGUUUCCUUUGGCGGCUUUUCACAGAAUGGAAUGUUGCCCUCACCCAAAUGCAUCAAAUUUGAUUUUCCUUUUUCUUCCAGAGAAAAAAAACUUCAGAAAACCCUACUCAAAUCCAACCAUGGCAGCGAUCCGGAUCUCCAGACAGGUAUCCUGACCAUCUGGAGUCUGGUGUCUGGCCCACCUAUCUGGAUCCCGGUCUGGACUGGAGACCCUGUGGCCAACAGCCAAAUUUAUUUUGCGUGGCUCAGGGCGUUUCGUCACGCCCCGGGCGCCAACAAAAAAUUGCCUUUAUUGUUUUCAGGCCCUGCCUAGCAUCCGGCAGGACUGGAGUUUCUCUUUUCUGUUCUUGUGAAGGCGGCCCGCUGGAGUGCAAGCAGGCUUCAACUUCGAAGGCCUCAUUGUACGUUCGGCCGCCCCUCCCAACUUCGAGUUUCUCUCAAGCCUGCUUGCACUGCUGCCAUCGCCUGUGACGGGGGAGCAAGAAGUGGGUCAACGAGGAGGCCACAGCAGGCGAGGAGCACACGCACAGCACACACAGCAAGGGUAGCGCGAGGAGCCCAGCGAGGAGCAGCGUCAAGCAGGAUGCCGAAAGGGGGUGCAGAUUCCAUGCCACCAAGGGACACUUUGAGCAGCUUGGCGUAGUUGGGAUGCGAAGAAGGGCGACUGCAGAUGCCGUUGUGUUUUUUUUUUUUUUUUUUUUUAAUACAUCCAGAGUCCAGACAUAUAUGGCCAUCGGGAUAUGGUUCCGGACAGGUACAUCCGGAGAUGACCAGAAACCGGUCCACCCGAUCAAGCCAUGAAAUCCGGUGUCUUGUGCCCAGUGUCUGGUUUUGUCCGCGUUACUUGUCCGCCGCUGCCAUGAAUGCAACCGACCGCCAAGAAAGGAAAUGUUGAGGAAUCACUUUUAAUCAGAGCCUAAAAGAAGGGUGCGUGGGGGGGGUAGCGGAGGGGCUGGGGGGGGACAUAAGAUUCCUAUUAAUUAAACUUAGUAAAGUUAGUUUCCUACU